AUGGUGUAUGGGGGAGCCUGGUCCGCGCAGCUGGGAGCCGCCGCCGGGGAUGGCGGUGCCGUGGCACACACACCCUCCGCCGAAGACUUCAGCCUCUCCUUGCUGGACACCAAUUUACCAGCUGAAGCAGAGACGGAGUUGCGCGGUUUCAUCGCUAAGCGUCUCACUAAAGGAGCGCUGUUUGAAGGAAUGGGCAAUGUAGCAUCAGUGGGGCUGAGCAUACCAGAAGGUGGCUCAGAGAAAGGUCUGGAACUUUUCAGACUUGAGCUGGACAAAUACGUUCAAAAUCUGAAGAUAAACCUUGAUCUGGAGCAAAAAAACUUGGAGGCCUGUGUUAGCCCCUACCUGAGGAGCUGGUUUGAGGAUGCCAUCUGCCCUAUCCAGAGGGUUGUGCAGCUCUUCCAGGACAAACUUGCCUCUCUGCUACAUGCUGCUCUGAGUUACACUCCUGUAGAAGUCAAAAAUGCAGAUGAAAGAACAGAAAAGGACAUCAGCAGGUUCCUGGCAGCUGCCAGCCUCCAAGGACUUGUCCAGGAAGGCACAAUGACCUCCCUGUGCAUUGCCAUGACAGAGGAACCACACAAGUCCAUGGUUAUAGACUGUAGUGGACCUCAACCCCAGCUGCAUAAUGCAGGAAGCAACAGAUUCUGUGAGGACUGGAUACAAGCUUUUGUGAAUGGUGCUGAAGGUGGAAAUCCAUUUCUCUUCCGGCAGAUUUUGGAAAACUUUAAAUUGAAGGCUAUCCAGGACAUUAACAACCUGAAGAGGUUUAUCCGCCAGGCUGAAAUGAACCACUAUGCCUUGUUCAAGUGCUACCUGUUCCUAAAGAACUGUGGCAGUGGAGACAUCCUGCUGAAAAUUGUCAAAGUAGAACAUGCAGAAAUGCCAGAAGCCAGGAACGUAGUGACUGUCCUAGAGGAAUUCAUGAGAGAAACACCAGUGGCUUAAAAAUAUCUUAUGUAUAAAUCAUUUAUUUCUUCUGUGCAGCUAUUGCAGGAUUUUUAAUUUAUAUUUAAAAGUAUUGCCCAAGUCAAACCUUAGUUGCAGUUCCACCUGCCUUUUCUUGUUCUUAGACAAAGCACUAUGAGCUUUUUUAAUGUGUAAGUAUCAGAAAAUACUCCUGCAGAAUUUUCAGAUUCCGCAACUGACUUGCUCCUGUUCUGAGGAAAUCAUGACAUUUUUUUUUUUACAGUCAUUGCAAGACCAAAUCCAAAUCCUUUACUUGGCAGCACUUCACUGUUUUAAAUAUUUUAAAUAUCUUUAAAAUCAUUUAGAUCUGGCUACCUUGUUUUAGUAAAGAAGUACAAACAUCUGGAUAGAUCUAGAUAAUGAAUUAAUCGUUUUAGUUUAGAUAAGAGAACCUAGGUACCAAGUCUGUAGCUGGUUACUGCUUUCAAAUUGGUGGUUUGUUCUGCUGCCACUGGAUAAACAAGCUGGUAAUUGGUAUGACAGAGAGCUGCCUGAAGACUGUACCAUUGCAGUGAUCAGUUUGUAUGUACCUGUAUGUGUGCACACAACAGGUCUCUGAAAUUCCCAGGCUAUUUGAUGUAUCCCUUUCUUCCUUAGUCUGAGAUGUGAUCAAGACAUUCUUUGUACAUUGUUAUGUUACAGUUUUGCAUAACUGUAAAUAUCCUAUGUUUUUCAAUCAUGGAGAAAUUAAUAUGUUUCCACAUUUAAUAUUAAGAUUUCUUCAGAAUUUGAAGUAAAUGAACUUCCCAAAUUAAUUAGUCAGACUUUAAAACAUUUCGCUCUAUCAGCAAUGGAUUCUUACUUUCAUCAUGGGACAUAUGGGCAGCAGAAUACCUGAAGGAAAUCUUUGGCUACAGCUGGAAUAAAAACUCAUGAAGUCUGUGAGUAACCUGCAAACCUGAUACAAGCAGAAUUCCCUGUUGGUUCCCUUUGCAACAAGAGGGUGUUUGAACUCCCCUCAACAGUACCUGUAUCUAACGUGGUUCAGUGUGACUUGUGCUGGUGCUCUGUACUGUGAGGGCAGGAGUUGCUGCUUUUCUGUGACACCACCAUGUUGAACCCGUAUUAAGGUUGACAAUAAAACACAUUGAAAUCCUUAAUAGUGCACCUGGAAAUUGUUAAUGAGUGUGG
Ficedula albicollis (Collared flycatcher) is the source of this 2100-nucleotide messenger RNA. RefSeq names its product chromosome 18 open reading frame, human C17orf75 (gene C18H17orf75). Gene Ontology annotation, cellular component: trans-Golgi network. NCBI's taxonomy places the organism in Eukaryota, Metazoa, Chordata, Aves, Passeriformes, Muscicapidae. The record is from RefSeq and is a predicted model, not a curated record. The transcript is spliced from 11 exons. The coding region runs from base 1 to 948 and encodes 315 amino acids.